This is a messenger RNA of Nylanderia fulva, 650 nucleotides long. NCBI's taxonomy places the organism in Eukaryota, Metazoa, Arthropoda, Insecta, Hymenoptera, Formicidae. The record is from RefSeq and is a predicted model, not a curated record.
AUGCGUUCCACAACGCAUGCUCAACGCGCAACAGUUUGCAUAUCACCUCGUUAUCACGUGGCUCUAUGUUUUUGUAUACAUUACAUCGAUGGUUUUGAAACGAAGUAUUGAGAAUAAUGAAACGAGGCCCUUAUAAAGAACAUUUGAAAAGGACUGGCGACCUUCCUCUAUCGACAGACUAUUCUCGAAAGAAAAGACGAGUUGGUGUUGGUGAAUGUAGUACGGGCAAGAGAACGACAUACAAUGAAGAGGUUAUGUCCCCUGAUGCACGUAAUGGACUACCGUUUGAUGAUCUGCAUGAAAAUGAAGAUUAUGUAAAUCAACAGGAACUACUAGACCAUUUAUGUAUUGCAAAUCUUGAUAAUAUUGAUGAUAGUAAUUCAUCGGUUCAAGAAAUUGAUGACAGUGACCAGCAAAGUGAUACAAGCAUAAGCGAUGAUAAUAAUGAUUAUGACAGUAUUGAAGAGCACAAAUCAUCAAGUGUUAGCGAUUUCAAUGAAGGCUCCGAGAAUUUCGAAUCAGAUCAGGAUGAAGAAAAUUUUGAAGAUGAAAAUAUUAAUGUUGAAAAGCGUUGUCCCAAUCAUGACGUACAGUGCCGACAAGUUUUAUAUGAGGGCUGCGAUUUAACAAAAGAAGAAGUGUACUUCUAA